Pocillopora meandrina is the source of this 9434-nucleotide messenger RNA. The record is from the annotation of a GenBank genome assembly. NCBI's taxonomy places the organism in Eukaryota, Metazoa, Cnidaria, Anthozoa, Scleractinia, Pocilloporidae.
UGUGAAAGUAUAAUGUGAUACGUUGCACGCCAUUGAAAGUGAUCUGUCGUCUUGUAUGCGUUUGUCGUAGAACAUGGCCUCGGUUAACAUAACUUCGGCUCUUAACAAAAUUGGAUUAACAAGGUUUGGUGGAAUAUUUCUCUGGCUGAUUCUUCAUCGACAGUUUGUCGGUAAGCUUAAGGCUUUCAAUGCUUUGUUUAUCACUUACAUGGUUUUCGUAUCUGUAAGUUUUUGUGAUGUAGCUUUGAUAUCAGCGGGGAUCAUGCUCCAAACAAGGUCGUGAGCGUAUGGCUGUUGAGACGGUGUAAAGCAUAUAAUUCUCAUCUUGUGUACUUGAUUCAUACAUAAGAUCGUAAAUAUUCGUAGAUCACAUGCAUUUGCGAUUCAUAGUUUUCGACUUAUCAUGGGGAGAUAGAUUCUGUCGAAGCACUGAGGAUGUCUUAAUGCAAGGUCCAAUAUAUUUUGAUAACAAUCACAUUCUUCAAAGCAGAAGAAAAUUAGCUCACAUUUAAGACGCUUUUUCCUUUAAUCGUAUGAUCGUUGAGUCAUAAAGGCUGGCUGGCUUUGUAUUUAUGUUAUUGGAUUUAACCCGUGAAAGUCAUGUUUUUGUUUAGUCAAAAUAUAACACUGACUCACAAGGAGAUAAUCUGUUUUAUUUAACGGAAUAAGGAAACCGAGAAAACUUAAGCAAAGGGGCUAGGAGCCGUAAAUUGAUUUAUUACUCUUAGUGAUCAAGUUUACAAGUGCGUUUCAACUUGAUCAAUGAUUCGAAAUGACGACAAUUUCGCCGAAACAUUCCAGGUUCCUUUGUGCAAAUUAGGAUGCCAUCUGUGGAUGUAGACAUAAAUAAGGGGAAGAUAGGCGUAGAACUUUUAUUAUGUUUAAAUUUUACGACCAAAAUAUGACACAAUCCGCUGUCUGGAAAGAUUGAAGCUCGAAAAGGAAAAACGAAUAUACACAUUGGGUUGUUGAGUCUUGCGUGACUGAUGUUAUGUUACGCGUGAUUGUUUGUCAUGCUUUUAGCUUGAACACGAUUAUGGUUUCUGUGAUCUGUCAAUUUCCCUUUCUUCUAUUGGGCGAUUGUUAUUGUGCCUAAGAUGAUAUGUGCUCUAAAUCCAUAGCAUCGCUCGCGAUUUUGAAAGAUGAACUCCAAUGUUUGCAAACGCUUUCACAUUUGUUAAUGUUUGUUUAUACUGAGGUUCUGCUUAGAGUUAGUGUUAAAUUGUUACCAAAAAUAGAGGUAAGCUUUGUUGUCAACUGCAGCUUUUCCGUGCUCAGCACUGCAAAUGCUAAAUGAGCCUAACAUGAGUUUUAGUUUUCUUUUACUAUUUUUUAACUUUUUUGAUGUUACGCAGAAGAGAAUUGACUACGUGACGUGCUUUCAUUUAGCACUCGCCUAAGGGAGGCUUACAGGCAGAAAUGGUUCAUUGGCUUUUAAGAGAUCGACAACAAUGUGUUGAUAACGGCUAAAUAUUAUUGUUUGAGGUUUCCUGCGUAAUUGGAGGUGUAAACUUAACAAUUAAUUCUUAGAAUCAUUGUGGUCAGAAAUAAAUAAUUAAGUUCUCUGACGUCGACCACAUUAAUAUCCGGAGUGUUUGUUUUGGCGCUGUGUCACAAAUGUGAAAUGCAAAAGCAAAUGCCGCUAGCAAUGUUUUAAUGUGUCUGCCUUUAUUGUUAAAUUUGAAAAGAUCCGAAGCUGUUCUUGAUCAAACUGAUAAGAGCUCCAGACAGGCACAAGGAACUGAAUUACCCUUUGUACUAAAAACCAAAAGAGAACAUAAUCUGUUUCUACGAAAAGUUUUCCUUCUUUCGAAUAUUCAGAGCCUCAGUUCAUUUUUCUAUUGUUGUUAUUUUAUAUUUUUUAACUCCUUGGACAUCCCAAGGGCAAAAGACAAGAAAGGCUCUGGAAUGCUCUUUAUAACGCAAACAUAUUGCGAGGGCUUUUUCUGCCAGAAAAUGGAUUUAUUUUAAUUCAUAGAUAUAUUAAUUUUUGCAACGUCACCCUCUAGGUGUGCCUAAUCAAGAAAAACCGGCUAUUUUAAUUUCCCAUUUAUGAAAGGUUCUUUGUCGUUAUUUAAGUGUUCUAGAUCUUACUGAUUGCCCCUCGAUCGACACCUCUCGCAGUCUGAGAUAAUCGCACGCGAUAAACGUCGAAUAACUUGCCGUCGUGAUUCUUGCCGUACCUCUUUAGUUUAAUACAAGUUGAAUACGAUGUCGUCGCUUUCAUUUGUAAAGCAUAGUUUCAGUUAUAUUCAACUUGAAAGAAAAAUGGAAGGAACAACAUCCUCAACUUCUUAUCACAAAUCAUUCUUCUCUCUACUAAAAAUUCUAAAAUUACUAAGCUAUCGAUACAAACUAGAAAGCUGGUUUUUUCUUUUCCUUCUUCUCCUUUAAGGGCAAAAUUGAUCUUCUUGCUAAUGAAUGUUUUCCUACGUGUUUUAUUCUUUAAGCCCUGACCGUCUUGAAACGUUCUUUCAGUGACGGCUUCAUAUUUUCCUUCACUCUUACGAUAAUUUUCACCUUAAAUUUGUGAAUUUUUUAUUAUUGAAAUUGAAAAACAAUUGCUGGACUGACAAGAACAUCUCUUAUUGGGGGGAAGGGGUGGGGACUUUUGGUAAGAAGUCAUAUUGUAUAAAGUUCUCAAAAUGGUAGGUAAAAUUUUGGGCGUGCAGUGAUAUUACGUAAUAUCUUAAAAGUGGCUGCUACUUUGGCUUACAAAAAGGAAGCAGUUUAGUGAUCAAUAAUUUUACCACCCCUCUCCUAACACAAGAUUCAUGGAAAUCAAACUACACCAUUCUAGAAAUGUAGCGAACGAAUAUUUUAACAAAAGUAACUAGAAGUGAUCGAAUAUUUUGCAAAAAUAAGUGAUUUAGGGUUAUUCAGUUUAAAUCCAUUCUUUAAAGAACAGUUACCUCUUAGUUCAGGAUAAACAAAAUUUGGAGUGAGUGAAAAGUUAUAUUGGUGGGAACGCUCUUACUGUUAAUGUCAAUUUUACGUUCGUGCAGCUGAGACAGGAAAAACGAGUACUUAGAGGGAAAAGAGGGCUCCCUUGGCACUGCCAUAACCGUUAUUGUAUCUGUCAGCUUGGGUAGCAUAGCAUUGGGAUUACUUCAAGUUGCUUUGUAAACAGGUCAAUUGAAAAAGGAAGUGUGUUUACCUUUUAACUCUCAUGAGUGAUCAAGACAGAAUUUUUCCUUCUCCUUAAUUGAUCCAAUAUUCAAUUUUCCGAACUGACGUAAGGCAAACAAUAAGGAGAAUUCAGUCCUUAUGAGAUCUUGGGUGUGAAAGGGAUAAUAAUAUGGUUACCCUCUAAGGAGGGUAACUGUUACUCUUCUCUGUAUGAUAAAUUAAAAAGAUUAUGUCUUACUUCAAAAUGUUGUAGCCACUACAGUACUGUGGACAAAACCAGCCCCAAGUUGGACCCAAACGGAUUCAAAUGACAUCAGAACAGUUGAUAUUCAAGUGUUGAAGGGCAGCACCCACAUACAUCUCAGUUGGAAUUACACUUUGUCAGAAGGUUCAGAUCUGAAGACAACAACUUUUUCCAUCAAUGAUGGCAGCAGCUGGAAUGACAUUGGAGUUAUAUACCAUGCUGACAAUGACAUUGUGAUAUAUAGCAAAAAUAAUUACAGGACGCGAUUUAAUAUCAGCGAUAGUAAUGUGGCCACCCUGAUAUUAAAAAAAGUGACUGAGGAUGAACGAGCAACUUUCCAAUGCAAGCUCUCCACGCUAAGUAACUCUUGGACCUACAGUAUUCUCGUGAAUUUUACAAGUAAGUGUCAGUUUGGUGAUAUCCAUCUUAUUACAUCCGACGCAUUGUAUAAAACUCCAGUCUUAAAUCACUCUCGUUACUUUUUAUUGUUUAAUUUACCAACCAACCCCAACUGUGUCUCUUUGAUAAAAAUGUCUGGUUUUGGUAUCCGUACUUCCCCUCUGUAUUCAAUCUGUCGCAAGAUAUACUACUACCAUGACCAAACUUUCGAACCCAGUGUCGAGCUUUGGAAGGAUUUGCUAUUUUUGAUCUUCAGUCAAGACCCUUUAUAGUUACAGUAGCUGGUAGCCCCACCAAAAUGUUAUGGGGUCGAGGGCUACCCGGAGUGAUCAGCAAGCUACAGUUAUAGCACGCGUAGCUGUUCGCAUGUCUGAGAAAGUUAACAGAAAAAGCGCCCAGUUUUUCUUAAAAUGACCCCAAGUGCCCCAAAACUAUGCAAAACAGCAUAACCCAAAAACCAGCGUUAAAACAUUCUUAUAACCACGCCGGUAAGGCAAUGGUCUUUGUAUUAUCUCCUUAGAGUCAAAGAGUCUCAAUUGGGAGUGUAUAUCACAUAAAAAGCAGAACCAUGUGCAAUUUCCGCUUUGAAAGUGCAAUAGUCUGACGUAUGGGAAGAAUGGCGGUUUAAAUUGAUUUAGAAUUGACGAUUUUGGCUUAUUUUUUUGCCAGAGCGACAUCUGAAUUGGGUGGAGCGACCGUUAUCUGUUGUUGCUGUUGAACGUCACAACCUCACCCUUCGGUGGACCUAUAUGAAGAUACUUGACCUAGCGUCGUCAUUUCGAGAAGCAGAAUUUACUGAUCUUAGCAGCGGGGAAAAAACCAUUGCAGAAAAAGUGUUAAAUACUGCACCAAUCGUACAUACAGCUUAUAGACCUCGAUUUCAUGUGGAUUAUAUACAAGAUACUAUGGCGUCUAUAACAAUUGUUGGACUGAAAAGAUCAGACAGAGGAAGAUAUAGAUUUGAUGUUAAAACCCUCAGGGAGGACAUCAACGAACUGAACACGCUCUCCAGUAUCCUGGAACUCACAGUGCAUUGUAAGUAAACAAACAAAAGCUGUGUUUGGUCAUGUAAAAUGUGGCCUAUAUCUCUAAAACCAAGGUGUUUUUUUACUCAGUAUAAUGCGUAUCAUAACCAACGCAAGUUGUAACUUCAUUGGGAUGGAUCGUCAUUAUUGUGAUUGUGAUUAUCGUUAUCCUUUUUGCUUCAUCAUUAUCGUAAAGGUCAUCGAUAUCAUUAUCGUUACUUUCAAUUCUUUUCUGCAUUCAUUUUUUCGUUGUCGUUGUUGCUAAAUUCGUUUUCUUCCUCCUGCAGAAAGUGACAACGUUUACAUUUUGGGCGAUACUUGUCGCUGUUAAUUUAGGAUCAUUGUAUAUAUACGUAGCUUUUGCCAGACAGCGUGUUAUAUAACUUUCUCGUAUGGUGUUCUUUUAUUUUUGUGUUAAAUAAGCGCGGUCGCAACUAGUAAAGCAAUGUGUGGAUUUGACUUUAACGAUAGUUUACUCGUUCUCUCUCUACUUUUUCUAACUAGUAAAAUGUGAUUUAUUUUCAGAUGCGGCGAACAUGACCAAUGUUAGCGACCACCAAACUGUGCAAGAAGGAUCUUAUCUUCAACUGUUAUGUCAAGCAUUUGGCAAUCCAACCCCAAACAUAACGUGGACCAAAGUGCUUGAAAAUAGUAACGAUAGUAAAGUGCUGCAUCAUGGAACCCAUUGGAAUUUAACAAAAAUUAACAGAACUGCUUCUGGUUUAUACAACUGUACAGCUGAUAAUGGAAUUGGAAAUCCAGUGUGGCGGCUGAUAAAAGUCAAUGUUACCUGUAGGUGUAUCAUACCUUGUCACCGCUUUGAUUGGCAUUGAGAAUUUUAAUUCCCAUUAUUUUUCCGUCUCCCAAAACGUCUGGUAAACCAAAAAAUGCCUCGGUUGACGUUCAAGAAGUAUGAGUGAUAAAUAUCUUUAAUAAGGUACUUCAAAAAAACCUCUUGACCGGGUGAAAGCAUUUGUGAAAAGUACUCUUGUCGGCGUCAAGGACUGACGUUUCGACGACAUAUACAGAAACUGAAAAGUUGCUUGUCAAAGAUAGGUGAAAGGGUUAUGGUAAAUGUUCGGCCCGUUUUACUGUGAUCUUGUUUGCUACAAAAGUUAAUCAGCGUCAGCAAUUCAUCCUUACAGCAGACGCUAGCUGAAGUGGAUUAUUUUUACUCUUCUCUGCUUGUUUUUGUUACUUAGAUUCUGCUAAGGUUGUUAAACUUGCUCGCGAACAUCACGUUUCAGUACAAAGAAGUGUGCGUCUUCACUGCGAAGCCGAAGGAAAUCCUCCGCCUGCUUACACGUGGUUCCCUUGUGAUUCACAGACCCAAGUAUGUCAUGAGAGCACACUUACUGUUUCCAACGCUCUUAACUACGCCGUGUACUCUUGCAAUGUGGCAAAUGUUUUGGGCAAUGAUACAAGAGAGACCAAAGUUGUUGAUUGUUGCUUUUGAUUAAGCGAUGCUAACUUAGAGUUAUGAGGAAUUUUUACAUAGCUUCCUUUAUGAAAAUUUAAUAACAACUUCGCAGAUCUCCUUUGGUAUAACAAACGAUCACUGAAUGCAACUUAUUCCUAAAUGUAUUUAAACCUGAUCAUCACCUGCAAAUAAUUAUAUAUAUUCAAGGAAAGUUUAAUCAUACUCGGCCAAGCACUGGAAUAGCUAAUAUUAUGAAAUGAUUAAGAUUUCAGGGGGUCAUAAUCAGUCAUAUCUUUCUUUGUGGAAACCCAUAAGUCAUCAUGCUAGCCAUACCAUGCUGACGAGGCUCAGCAAGACUGAAAUAGCUGACAUAGUUGUUAACUCGGUGUCUUAAUUUUCCCGCUUAUUUUCUUUGAAAAAGACCUCACUUGACUUCCAUUGUUGCCGCUGUGUCGCCUCCAGUAGCAUAACACAGCUUUAAACUAAUGUUGCUUGUUUGUUUUAUCAAAUAGUUAUAGCAGGCAAUGUGAUAAAUGUGACACUUUAUCUGAAUCCGUGUUGUGGAAGAACCUCGAACAAAAGGUAACUAUUAGGCAUGUGACACCACCACACACGUAAAUAGAUACCUUUAUUCAGCAGAACGGUGAUGAUGUACAUAUGGGGUUCGCACUGUAUAAUUUUGCUAUCGUUUCUUGUAGAUUGAGGACCUAUUUAAAAAUGAAGGAUACAGGAGCACAGAAUUAACAAAUUACAGGUAUGUAGGCGAAAUGAAUUAUUACCUGGGUAAUCUGUCCUUUUUAUGUAUUUAGAAAGAUGUUGCUGUGGACUUACUGUGACUCAGGCAAAAACAUGAUGUAUUACAAUAGCUGGAAUUCCUACCCUACUCUUUACGAAAUGUCUGCAGGUUAUUUUUCAGUCCUCUGUUGAACUUAUUACAUUGAGGAUGCACGAGAAAGGGGCCUAAGGUUUGCAGCCAGUUACUCUGAGAUACUAGAAAGUCUUAAGGAUUUACAGCUGUUCUUAUAAGUAGACCUGUUUUUAAAUUCUUGUUUUUGUUCUGAUCCUCCAAGGUGUGGUAGUGUGAUUGUUGAUUUGGCCUUGAAGUUCAAUUCCUCUGUUAAAGAAGAGAAGGUGCUUUCAAUGCUAAAAGAUUCUUCAGAGAAUGGAGGGCUGAAAGAGUUGGGUGUAAAAGCUUCAGAAAUAGUAGGUUGGCGACCCGGAAGGCCAACUGAAGGACCCAACAGCUCAACGUAUGGCACAAAAUCUACUGAAAAUGCAUGUAAGUAGGAAUGAAAAGCGAGGAUAUCACUAGGACCAGUCCAGGACAUUAUUAGUUGCUGUAAGAUGUGGUGUGUUAUAAUUUUUUUAAUCACCUUUUAAAGUUGAUAACUUACAAGUAUAGAUAAAUCGAUGCCACUAUUGUCUCCGGAGGGGAAUCGAUUCGUUGGUAAGGCAAGCUCCUGACGUAAUUAUAUUUGCUAGGAUAUUCCGAAGUGUGGCCAACAAUAUCAAUUUUAAAAAACACUACAUGAUGGACGAUUUUUGUUUUCUUCUGUCAGAUAUAGUAAUGUUAAAAGUAGAAAACAUGAAAAACUGCUGAAAGCUUUGGCUACUUAACCUUUUUCAGCAUUGUGAUUUGCGACUCGUGACUCUUUACAUUCGCUAGCCAGUGAAUUUAAACUUGUUUGUGCUUGCAUUAAAUUGAAUGCCUCAGCUUUACAUUAGUUACAUUUACAUUACUUCCUUUCCUCAGCAUCCGCUGUACCUUCCGAACUCCUUGCUCAGAGCGGGGAUAACCAAGGUCUUAAGAAUUAGAUGAUUGUUGUUAUAGCUGGUGUUUCUGGUCUUGUCCUCCUCUUUGUCGUUAUAUUCUUACUUUGUUGGAUCAGUAAAACUCAGAAGAAGAAGAAGAAGGGCUCCGGAGGUAAGAAAAUCACGCUAUAAGUAUUACCAUUAGUGUAACACUGACACCACUAUCGUUUCAUCUUCCGCGAUUUGGAAGCAUUUUUAAUUAUGGUAUUUUUUUUUAUUUUUAUCCCCCCCCCCCUACCCCGCGGGGCGAGAAGGUUCAUGUAAAAGUAAAAGCCGCUACCAAAGCUGUUUUCCUCGACUUUGAACAUACAUGUCCAAUGUUGUUGUGUAAAUCAAGUUGGUGUCGAUUACAUCAAAAGCUAAGAGAAACGCGACUUAAGUUUGUGCCUGGUAUUCUCUUUACUUUGGGUGACAAUACGAGAGAUGGUUUCCCUUUGCUGAUACUCAACGACCACGUGAGCUUCAUGCUAAUUACUUUCAGACCUCUUUUUUAUUAUGAAUAAUUUCUUCGAGUUUACGAUGUAACAUAGUUUAAUCUGAUGAUAGUAACGGGCAUGUCAUAUUAACAAAUACUUAUACAUUUCUUUUUGCUUUCUUUCAAGAUGAAGCCGUUGACAUGUCGACUACUUCGAGGUAAAUUUUACUUUUUUCUGUUGUGAUACUUUUCAUGCGAAAGAGCGCUGUCAAAUCUGCUUUCGCUUUUUACAGGUAAAGUAAAAUUGGUUACCGGGUUUGAUCGACUAGUUUUAUUAAUUCACCAACAGACGCACCAAAUUGCGGUAAUUACAACGUUUGGCUCGCAAUCAACAACUAAUUACGUUUGUGUAGCUCCAAAUAAGCGAUCAAACGGAUCACUAAGAGAUGAAAAGUACGGCCAGGUCGCUUAGCUAGAGUGACAUUGGCGGCGUUAAAGGGUAAAUUUCCCACUUUCAAAGGCGAAUUUCAUUUGGUGAGGAGGAUCUCAUGCUGAUAAGAACACUCUUGAGGUUACUUUGUUAUACAUCAUUUACUUCAUACAAAUUGACGUUGGCGGAAGGCAAUGUUUGAUAUCUGUGAUUGUAGCUAUUUGAUACUGGAGAGAGCCUUUUUGUUGGAGUCAAACACAUUCUCCAGUUUUUGUGAUUCGCUUUAUUCAUUCGUCCGUUUCUUUUUUCUUUUUUUGUUUAGGUAUGUAAAGAAUGGCCCCCACCAUUCUGACAAGCCUAGCUCUCGCAGGGAAUCUAUUGAAGAUGAUCCAUUCAUUGCUGCGUCCACUUAUUCCCAGAAUUCAGUCGAUAGAAGGGACAGGAAGAGAGAUUCCAGUGUCAACUAUGGAUACCAACCAGACGGUAGAGAACUUAGGCUUAAGCCAACAUUCUUGAUCCAUAUGAUGCCUUAUAAGGCUAACCGUACAGAGUUUUCUUGA